Sesamum indicum (sesame) is the source of this 702-nucleotide messenger RNA. RefSeq names its product kiwellin-1-like. Lineage: Eukaryota; Viridiplantae; Streptophyta; Magnoliopsida; Lamiales; Pedaliaceae. The record is from RefSeq and is a predicted model, not a curated record.
UCUAAAAGUAACAAAAAGAGACAAGAUGAGGAAAAACUUCAUGACUGGACUUCUUCUGCUCCUUCUUGCUGCUUCUUCCAUAGAGGCCAGACUUCAAUCUUGCAAGCCAAGUGGAAAGGUAAUGGGUAAGAAACCACCAGCAGGGCAAUGCAACCAGGAAAACAACUCUGAUUGCUGUCAAGCUGGGGAGCUCUAUACCACUUACAAGUGCUCGCCCACCGUUUCUGGCACCACGAAAGCAGUUCUCACCAUCAACAGCUUUGAGAAGGGUGGAGAUGGAGGCGAGCCGUCAGAAUGUGACAACAAGUACCACUCUGACGACACGCCGGUUGUCGCAUUAUCGACUGGAUGGUAUAAUGGAGGGUCAAGGUGCCUUAAAAACAUUAUCAUAAAUGCUAAUGGCCGGAGUGUUACAGCUAAGGUGGUUGAUGAGUGCGAUUCUACAAUGGGAUGUGACAAGGAUCACGAUUACCAGCCACCAUGUCCUAAUAACAUUGUUGAUGCCUCUAAAGCUGUUUGGAAAGCCUUGGGAGUGCCUGAAGAUGACUGGGGAGAGUUGGACAUCACUUGGUUUGAUGCUUAGUGCAGUUGCUAUAUGUUUUUCAGUUGUUAUUAUUGUUAAGUUGUGAAAAUCGAUUUGAAAAAGUCAAGGAUAACUCGAUUCAAUUUAGAAAUCCCAAGUUGAGUUGGAGAAGGAUAACC